Leptidea sinapis is the source of this 972-nucleotide messenger RNA. Its product is annotated as octopamine receptor-like. The record is from RefSeq and is a predicted model, not a curated record. Bases 1 to 972 code for a protein of 323 amino acids. Gene Ontology annotation, cellular component: dendrite; membrane. The transcript is spliced from 6 exons. Lineage: Eukaryota; Metazoa; Arthropoda; Insecta; Lepidoptera; Pieridae. Gene Ontology annotation, biological process: G protein-coupled receptor signaling pathway, coupled to cyclic nucleotide second messenger; chemical synaptic transmission. Gene Ontology annotation, molecular function: neurotransmitter receptor activity; G protein-coupled serotonin receptor activity.
AUGGCAAGAGACGUGACGGACACAGUGUAUUUGAUUCCGCGCGGUGACACAACCACCAGCUGGUGGGUGUCUGGCACCGCUAUGACCAUGGUGGCAGUGGCCACGGUCAGCGGCAACGUGUCUGUGGUGGGAGCACUGUGGCGCCUGCGAAGAACCCCCCUCCACUAUCCCCUCAUCAGCCUGGUGGUGGCUGACUCUCUUGUUGGCAUCGCUGUGCUGCCCAUUGCUGCUGCGAGAGAACUCUUUGUUUUCCAUUUACCGCGUUUCGUGUGUGCAUUCUGGAGCACAAUGGAUGUCCUCUGCUGUACAGCAUCCAUCCUUUCACUGUGCGCUCUUGGAUGGGAGAGAUGGUGCGGCAUCACUACUCCACUAGCCAGAGCCAAGAGACAUCGCAUCGCCAGACGUCUUGCUUAUCUAGUCUGGCCAAUAGCGACUGCUGUGGCUUUGCCAACUGCGUUCAUACCUUCGCCACGACACUUCCAUCCGGGAGAGCUGGCUAAAGCCUGUACUGUUAAUACUAAUAUAGGAUAUGUCUUCUUCAGCAUUACACUUUCCUUCUACAUUCCUGCUGUAAUGAUGGGAGUCAUGUAUGGCUUUAUUCUGAAGGCUUUGGCCACCCCUCCACCAGUUCGGAUGCAUCGAGGGAGAAUUGCAAAUCCAGAGAAACAGGUUCGGAGGGAGCAACACAUGUCGCGACAAAAACGCGCCACACGCACAAUUAUAAUGUUGAUGGCUUUGUUCCUCGUGUGCUGGACGCCGUUCUUCGUCAUGUUGCCUAUAGACUCAUUAUUCGACUGCGUUUCGGAUACUGCAUGGCAAUGGUGUACGUGGCUUGGAUAUUUAAACUCUUCACUAAACCCUAUCGUGUACGCUGCUGCGUCACCCACCGUGCGUCGCGUCAUCCGAGCGUCUUUCUCGGGGAGAAGCUCCAGAAACGACUUGCCGAUGACGCCUUGUGCGAGGCGAACCUAA